UCUACCUGAGUCCUCUACAGAGCUGCACGCGCUGUCCGGAGUCACGCGGAUCAUUUUGAAUGUUUUAUUUCACCUGCGGACUUCCGGUUUGAAAAGAGGUUUGAAAACUUUUAAUUUGGCUCAGAUUCUAAUUCUUUGAUUUCGAAAGAACCAUCGGAGAGCCGAAGAGGACAGGGUCAGGCCCGCCAGCGGCAGGAGGAUGUCCCGUGCCGAGGAGCGCGAGGAGGCGGACUGCGUGUGUUCCGUCGGGAUGAAGUUAACGUGGGACAUCAAUGACCCCAAGCUGCCCCAGGACACGAAGCAGUUUGACCCGUUCCAGGAGUGGACAGACGGUUACGUUCGGUACAUUUACAGCGCUGAAGAUAAGAAUGCUCAGAGACAUCUGUCUGGCUGGGCAAUGAGAAACACCAACAACCACAACUGUCAGAUCUUGAAGAAAUCGUGUUUAGGUGUGGUGGUUUGUUCUCGAGGCUGCACACUGCCUGAUGGAUCCAGACUUCAGCUUCGACCUGCCAUCUGUGACAAAGCCCGGCAGAAGCAGCAGAAGAAGCUUUGUCCCAAUUGUAAUGCUGCUCUGGAGCUGCUCCCAUGCCGUGGUCACAGUGGUUACCCUGUCACCAACUUCUGGAGAGUCGAUGGAAAGGCCAUCUUCUUCCAGGCAAAAGGCGUUCAUGAUCAUCCCAGACCAGAGUCCAAAUCAGAGACUGAAGCCAGAAGGAGUUCAGUAAAGAGACGAGUCAACUCACCUCCAUUCACACCAAAGAGACGACUCAUUGAAACACAGGCUCUUGGCCCUGCGCUCCUCUCCUGCGUUGAACCAACGGAUAGGAUUUCCUUCAUUGAACCAAACUUCCCUCAGCACUACCCAGCAUUCCAAAGCCCAGAAACCUACUACAACCCCCACAAUGCACUGGGAGAGAGCACACCAACACUUCAGAAACCAGCCAAUCCCAGGCUUUAUAUGAGCAGGCCCGGAUAUGACUUCCAAGGAUACCUGACCUCACCUUCAUAUCCUGUGACCUCUGACCUUUGCGACCCUAGAGUGGCCCCGGUCCUGGGUUCCUCGUCGUCCUCGUCUCCAUCAUCAGCUCCUCUCUCCUCCUCCUCUACCUCCUUUGACCCCCAGACAAAGACCCCUUCUGGAUGGAAAGAACUGCUGAAGAACUCUGCCCCCUACAGUGACAACCACCAUUACUACAGCACAGAGUACCCUUGCCGUUAUGCCAGCAACAACCCGGGUUCACCAGCAGCACUGCAGACCAUCAUCACAACGACAACCAAGGUCUCCUAUCAACCGUGUCCGAAGCCUCCUGCUGCCCUCCCUCCUUACCAGUCGUGUCCCAAACCCUCUGUCGGCCUGCCCUCUUACCAGCCCUGCACUCCCUCCAAACCUGCUGGCCUUCCUGGCUGCUCCUCCUUACUAGACGACCCCUCCUCAUCCUCAUACUCCACCGAGGUGAAGGUGACAGAGGAUUCGGGUGGAGUCAUCAAGUCUCUAUCUUUCCAGCCUGAGCCUCUUCAGACCAAAACCGAACGGGCUGACGGCUACGACUACCGCUACUCGUACCCCAACACGUACCGCUACGACGACUACUGAGGGAGCAAUACAUCCAUCACUGUUACCACUGCCGCAAACUUCCUAUGGCUGCUAGUAUCACUGGACCAUUCAGGUACCAAGAGGAUCAGUCUGAAUCCAGGUUUUGGUCCCUGAGAGACUUUCUGGAAAAAUUCACUUAUCAAACGAUGAUCUUUUACACGUCAGACGUCAGAGAAUCACCUCUGGAGACGUUCAGGGGAGGAACUCAGGCAAAUGGGAAUAUUUGCAACCAGUAUCCUGUUACUGGGCUGGUGUUUCUGGAGCUCACCCUUUAGGUGCUUCUCACAAAAGAAAAACAGCAUAAAUCAUUAAAAUACUGUGUAUAUUAUUUAUUAUCUUUCAACUUUCUGAUAUUUCCUGAAACAGGCUGACACGCUGAUUCGUGGUAAUCUCCAAAAUCUAGUCAAGACACAACAAACUGUACAGCAUAUUUGAGCAGAAGGUUUUAUGUUUUCACCACAAAACACAAAUUUGUAUUUCGAUGGAUAGUCUUCAUAUCAACUUUGGCCAAAGUUUCAAAUAACAGAGCCUAACAGUCUAAAGCUAAGCUCACUGCUCUGAACACUUGGUUUCCUGCUGGGUUUUUUACACUCUGUAUCUGUAAUUAUCAUUAAAUAUCAUAUGACAUCACAUUGAUGUCACAGAGAUAGUCAUAGAUUGUAUAACCUAUAUAGAUCCCAUCUCAUCUACGUAAGAUAUAGAGUCACAGAAUUAAACUGGCAGUGAGCACAGGAAGUCAUCAUGUCAGAAUGAGAACAUUUGGCUCCAUCAGCAGACUGAGAUUCAUUACUGAAUAACCAGCACACACGUCGCACUGUUUGUUGGACUGGAUUUCCUUUAUUUCAAAACCCAUUUAAUCAUGUUUCAUAUUUUUAAGAACAUUUUAUUAGUUUCACUGGAACAAAUUUCUGUGAGCAUCUGAAAACAGAGGGCUGCAACAAAGGGGCGAUGUCAAAGAUCAAAACUGAACUAUAAGUGUCUCUGUGUGCCGAGGAAGACCCUGAGAUGUGACUGAAAGCUGGAUCCAAACAUAUAUAUAUAUCCAUAAAUAAAGUAGAACUAAAACGUCUGAAAAGACUUUCACGUGAGAGACUUUUAAACACUCUGCAAUCAGAAAUCAUAAUGACCUGUAUGCACUUGGAGUAUUUAUUCUAUCUGUUAAAGCCACUGCCUUUUCCUGAACCUGGAAGAACAAACAACGUUUGACUGAGGAGAUCUGAACCUGUUGAAGUGACACAU
This is a messenger RNA of Maylandia zebra (zebra mbuna), 2836 nucleotides long. RefSeq names its product glial cells missing transcription factor 2 (gene gcm2). Lineage: Eukaryota; Metazoa; Chordata; Actinopteri; Cichliformes; Cichlidae. Gene Ontology annotation, biological process: regulation of transcription by RNA polymerase II; gliogenesis. The record is from RefSeq and is a predicted model, not a curated record. Gene Ontology annotation, molecular function: RNA polymerase II cis-regulatory region sequence-specific DNA binding; DNA-binding transcription activator activity, RNA polymerase II-specific. Gene Ontology annotation, cellular component: nucleus.